AUGCGUCUCCCAUACGUACCAGACCCUCCACCAACAAGCACACCAGAGGAAGCCCGAAUCCUCUCCAACGUGCAAGCCCGCCGUGCUCCAAAUCCCCUCCUCCCCCUCGACCUGGCCCUCCUCCACUCCUUCCCCGUCACAGACGGCUGGAACUCCUUCAUCGGGGCAAUCCGCACCCGAACCAGUCUUUCCACCGUGGUCCGGGAGCUUGCAAUCUGCCGCGUGGCAGUGAUCAAUGGCGCGCUCUUCGAAUGGGAACAGCACGCACCGCUUCUCACGCAGGGCGGCCUCAGCGACGAGGCGCUGAAUGUAAUUGGGGAUGCCGAGACUGAUUUUGCUAGCGAUCUGGCGCAGAGGACGUUAAGUCGGGAACAGAGGGCUGUCGUCAGGUAUACGGAUGCUAUGACUAGGACUGUUACGGUGCCUGAUGAGGUGUUUGGAGAGUUGAAGGAGUGUUUUAGUGAUAAGGACGUUGUGGAGAUUACGGCGACUGUUGCGGCGUAUAAUUGUGUUAGUCGGUUUUUGGUGGCGUUGGAUGUUGGGGAGAAGAAUCAUUAG
Molecule: messenger RNA, 558 nt
Organism: Penicillium daleae
Lineage: Eukaryota; Fungi; Ascomycota; Eurotiomycetes; Eurotiales; Aspergillaceae
Product: carboxymuconolactone decarboxylase family protein
Exons: 1
Coding region: 1-558 (185 amino acids)
Molecular function (GO): peroxiredoxin activity
Source: RefSeq, a predicted model, not a curated record